AGUUGUGUCAUUAUUGUGGGAGGUAUAGUAAGUGGUGUGUAUUUGAACUGAUAUAGUGAAUUGCCUGCCUUUGUUGCAGCGAUAAUAUUUGAAAAAAAAAUAUAUAAAUUAUAAUAAAAAAUGUUCAACUCAAUACAACGUAUUAUUAUACCUUUGAAGGCUCGGGGGAGUGUCGUACAAUGUGCAAAACAAGUAAAUGGCUUUUUGGAAUCAAGUAGAGGUUACCAUGAAGUCACUGGUGAUAUUAUUUGUCCGUCAAUGGUGAUGGGAAUUGAUCAUCUUAGAGAUCCACGUUUAAAUAAGGGAUUGGCUUUCACCUUAGAAGAAAGACAGGUUCUAGGUAUCCAUGGACUCCAACCUGCCCGAUUCAAAACACAAGAAGAACAACUAGAACUCUGUAGAUUAUCUGUAGAAAGAUAUCAAGAAGAUUUAAACAAAUAUUUAUAUUUAGUUGAAUUACAAGAUCGAAAUGAGCGAUUAUUUUUUAGAUUAUUAUCUGAAAAUGUUGAAGCCAUGAUGCCUAUUGUUUAUACACCAACAGUAGGUUUAGCCUGUCAAAAAUUUGGUCUGAUUUAUCGACGGCCACGUGGUCUUUUCAUCACCAUCAACGAUAAAGACCAUGUAUUUCAAGUGCUUAAAAAUUGGCCCGAGCCAGAUGUACGUUGUAUUGUAGUUACGGACGGUGAACGUAUUUUGGGUCUUGGGGAUUUAGGUGCUUGUGGUAUGGGUAUUCCUGUUGGAAAACUAGCUUUAUAUACAGCUUUGGCUGGAAUAAAGCCACAUCAGUGCUUACCAAUCGUAUUGGAUGUUGGUACCAAUAACGAAAAAUUAUUAGAAGAUCCAUUGUAUAUUGGUCUUCGUCAAAAGCGGGUUUCCGGUCCACAGUAUGAUGACUUCAUUGAUGAAUUCAUGCAAGCUGUAGUUAAACGUUACAACCAAAACACCUUAAUCCAAUUCGAAGAUUUUGGAAACCAUAAUGCGUUUAGAUUUUUGGAUAAAUAUCGUAGCCAAUAUUGUACCUUUAACGAUGACAUUCAAGGAACGGCUAGCGUGGCAGUUGCUGGUUUAAUUGCUGCGAAAAAAGCAACUGGAAAACGUAUUUCUGAUAAUAAAUUCCAAUUUUUGGGAGCUGGUGAGGCCGCUAUUGGUAUUGCAGAUUUAUGUGUAAAAGCUAUGCAAGCUGAAGGAACACCAAUUGCAGAAGCUAGAUCGAAAAUCUGGAUGAUGGAUAUUGAUGGUUUGUUAGCUAAAGAUCGACCAGAAGGUCGUCUUGAAGGACAUAAAGCAUUCUAUGCAAAAGAUCAUGCUCCUUGCAAGAGUUUAUUGGAGAUUGUCAAAGAACAAAAACCUUCAGUUUUAAUUGGUGCAUCGGCCGCGGCGGGUGCUUUCACACCAGAAAUUUUACAAGAAAUGGCUGCAAAUAAUGAACGUCCUGUUAUUUUUGCACUCAGUAAUCCAACUUCAAGAGCUGAAUGUACUGCGGAACAAGCUUACCACAAUACUGAAGCUCGAUGUAUAUUUUCCAGUGGCUCACCGUUCCCACCCGUUGAGUUUAAAGGAAAAAUAUAUAAAACAGGACAAGGAAAUAACGCAUAUAUAUUCCCUGGUAUUGCGCUAGGUGUUAUUGCAACUGGUAUUCAUCAUAUUUCUGAAGAUUUAUUCUUGAUUGCUGCGCAGACGAUAGCUGAUAAUGUAUCGCAAGCAGAUGUAGAUGGUGGAAGUCUUUAUCCACCACUUUCAUCAAUUCGUGAAUGUUCAUUUGAAAUUGCAAUGAGGGUUGCGAAGUAUGCUUAUGAAAAAGGUUUAGCAUCUGUUUACCCAGAACCAAAAGAUAUGAAGAAAUACAUCCAAGAUCAAAUGUAUAAUUACAAUUAUGAUACAACAUUGCCUGAAACCUAUCCAUGGCCAUCAUCCGGUGAAUCACUCAAAACAAGAGAAAUGAUACCAACUAAAUUGUCUGCCUGAGGAAAGUGGUCCCCUACUCAACAGUAGGGCCAAAACCUUUAAGUUUUUGGUUUCUAUUUAUUUUCUCUUAUUUCAUUUAAUUUUUUUAAUUAAUGUAAAUUCAUUUAAUUUUAUUUUAAUUUGUAAA
Molecule: messenger RNA, 2092 nt
Organism: Chrysoperla carnea
Lineage: Eukaryota; Metazoa; Arthropoda; Insecta; Neuroptera; Chrysopidae
Gene: Men-b
Product: NADP-dependent malic enzyme
Exons: 6
Coding region: 121-1965 (614 amino acids)
Biological process (GO): malate metabolic process; pyruvate metabolic process
Cellular component (GO): mitochondrion
Molecular function (GO): malate dehydrogenase (decarboxylating) (NADP+) activity; malate dehydrogenase (decarboxylating) (NAD+) activity; NAD binding
Source: RefSeq, a predicted model, not a curated record